AAAAGCCUUUUAUAGUUUAAUGUUACCUCAGUAUCAAUAUCAAGGUACCCGACGUACAUUUGACUUCAAAACAUUACAAUAUGAGCUGCAAAUUCUUGAUAAUUUUCAGUGUGCUACUUAUAAUAUUUAACAGCCAAGUGAGAUCAGAAACUGAAGCUAAGACAGAAGAGAAAUCAGUUGCUGGAAAACCAGUCAUAGAUCGUUCCUCGGUACACCACCACCCCCACCACGAUCCCACGUUCCACGGAUUCUGGAAGAAGAAGUUCGUGUGGCGAUCGCGAUGGGUGAAAACUUGGCAAGAGAAGAAGGUCUACGUCGCUGUGUGGAAGCGGAUGUGGGGGCCCGUGGAGGUGAAGGAGUGGGUGCCGGUGCCGAAGCCUCCCCCGGGGUGGAUCAAACACGACGUCAGCUCCUAUGUCGUCAAAACUCAUCCCCAUAUUACCAAUGAAUAGAUAACGCCAAUGAUAAUCGCUUACAAAAAAAGAACCCCGUGCUUUUUGAGUCUCCUGCUACGCUUAAGAUUCUAACCUUCAAAAACUUGCUAGGCCCAUUAUGCGGCGACAUUUGUAAAU
Molecule: messenger RNA, 572 nt
Organism: Cydia strobilella
Lineage: Eukaryota; Metazoa; Arthropoda; Insecta; Lepidoptera; Tortricidae
Exons: 3
Coding region: 81-452 (123 amino acids)
Source: RefSeq, a predicted model, not a curated record